AUGGGGACACGUCCAGCCUCGUUCCAGCCGAGCAAGAUCUCGAGGCGAAACCGACUCACCAGCCGACUCACAAGGAUAAAGCGGUACCCGUGCCCAGAGCUCCAUUGCCGCAGCGCGUUCAACAGAGACUCGGACUUGCAAAGACACCGCAAAUGCAUUCACGAUCGUAUACCUACUCUUGGGGACACAUGCGUCUAUCGCUGUACUGUGCCUGGCUGCGCGGGCAGACGGAAGCGACUUGAUCACUUCAAGAAGCAUGUCAAGCAAGCCCACCCGGAUCAUGACCUCGACUGCGUUGUCCGCGAAUCUGCCGUUCCUGUCGUCGAUACCUUGCGCACAAACUUCGAAGAUUCAAGGUCUCGCCAAAGGAGCUCUGAAGUUGAAGCACACCAUCAUCAUUCAGCAUCAUACGCCGAGCUUGAGUACGCCGAGCUUGAGUACGCCGAGGAUGACUGUUCUGAACGCAUCCAUGGUGAAGCAGCUCAACAGUACUCGGAACUCACCAAAAGCCUGCCACGCUCUUCAGACACCCUGUCGCAGCCUCCUCUCCGAGCCACGCGGGCCUCCUCAAGGGCUCCUAUCAAGUACAGCCAGUCCCCAUUGGGAGUGGACGAAGGAGGUGCUGCACUCAACCACGCCACCAUCGUGAAGAUACUUCAGAGACUCAAUACCAUACACGUAAACUGGACACAAUGUUCGGAGCUGCCUACCGAUCCAACCUCCUUCGUCCCCUCUAUUGAGCAUGACAGUCGUGUCGUUCCGAGCGAUGGCUACGGUGACAAUUACAACCAGGCUUCGGGAUGUUUCCACGGCCUGCUACCUACUGGCAAUGGAGGUCCCAGCAGUGGCGGCGGCCCUGGCAAAGGGAAGGAGCCCGCCAGAGGACAAGGCUGGCGAAAUGCCAAUGCAUCUGACGCCAGAUCGAAUGCAACCUCGGAUGGUGUAUUAAGUGGACUACCCUGUGUCUUCUGCCUGUUCCACGACCCAACAGAUGAUCCCACUCGUGAUUGCUGCACGCGGAAACGAUACAUUUGCUACUUAUGGCCUCAUCACUACCGACACGACUUCACCUGCUGCUGGACGUGCUUCACGAGGUUCGAAAAUCGAGAAGCGCUUGAGCUUCAUCGGCGAAACGGUUGUACAUCUAUCUGUCUGGACCCAGCCUGUCGGAACUACGACAGGCCAUCUACAGCAGACUCACCAUGCACACACAAUACUCAGUUUUCGGCGAUUGUCAGAUGGCAACGACUUUAUCGAGAGGCCCAUCACCUCGCCCGUGGUGUCUGGAUACCUGACCCGACCCGUCUACAACAAGACGUGCCGGACAAUCUACCGCCACAUCAUCCGAUGUUCCCAUGGUCGCAACCAGUCCCCGUUCAUGGCGCAGCGCCCAUGCCUGCCACCAACGGGACCAUCCCUGGCCCGCCGUUUGCAAACAUGCUCGCUGGCAUAGGUGGCGGAAUCGAUGGGAAUUUUCCCCAAAAUGCACCUCAACCGCCACAAGUUCCGGAGACGGAUCAAGAUCGUUUGAGAUCCAUACUGGAGAUAGUCUGGGCACGCGUGAACAGACGAGUUCCGUCCUGGACCUGGGCAUCCCAUGACCUCUGGCAACGUGUACCUGCAGUGAACUCCCAAGUCCUUCUCACGUUACCUGUGGAAGCGGUAUCAGUGACGCAAAGGCUCCAAGUAUUGGCCGCCCAUUAUGCCAUGCUCAUUCAAGAACCUUCGACCAGGACCCCCGAACACUGGCUCUUGGUGCGCCGGAGUACUAUUCCGCUGAUUGGAGAUCUCGUCGACGUCCCCAUAGAAUGUCCGUGGGAUUUGGCUCAAGCUGGGCCGUCGAUAUUCCGAGCGACUGUGCACGGCCCAGAGAUCGAUCCGGCGUUGAGCAGCCAGUCUUCAAUGUCGACACUGAACGCUGCCACCGGCCUGGCCUCUACUACAGGCAGAGACCUACAAUCAAUCUCUUCAGCAGCUUUGACCGCAACUAACGACUUCUGGCAAGUGGACCUGAGCCAACCCUCGCAGAAUCCGACGCCUCAAACGCCGAUGGAUCGUCGACCAAGUCGUGGCUCCUUGACCAGCCCUUCGGAAGGACCUCUUUACUCGGCCACGCCUUCCAUGAAUGUUUCUCCUUUCCACGCGGGUCCUCCAACACGGCCGCCAAAACGGCCGCCAACACAGCCUCGACACCAGCAGCACACUGCCACGCAAUCAGAUGAUUUCUCCGAACUUUUCAAUGACCUGGACGAUAAUGAAGAAGAGACCUAG
This is a messenger RNA of Zasmidium cellare ATCC 36951, 2271 nucleotides long. RefSeq lists its product as uncharacterized. NCBI's taxonomy places the organism in Eukaryota, Fungi, Ascomycota, Dothideomycetes, Mycosphaerellales, Mycosphaerellaceae. The transcript is spliced from 3 exons. The record is from RefSeq and is a predicted model, not a curated record. Bases 1 to 2271 code for a protein of 756 amino acids.